This is a messenger RNA of Dracunculus medinensis (Guinea worm), 276 nucleotides long. Lineage: Eukaryota; Metazoa; Nematoda; Chromadorea; Rhabditida; Dracunculidae. The record is from the annotation of a GenBank genome assembly.
AUGUCAGUCGUUCAAAAACUUCCAACUUAUCGAGUAUGGAUUUAUACUAUUGGCUGCUUACUUAUGAUUAUACAGUUUAUAAUUCAUUUAUUUGGUACCAUUGGAGCCUAUAUUAAUAAAAAGAUGAUUGUACGAUUAUAUUGGAUAUGCAUGGUGCCAACGAUUUUCCUUGAUUUACUGAAUGCGGUGUUAUGGGCUUUACGUCUUCAAAAAGUUCAUAUAGAUUAUACGGAAUUUCUUAAUGAUACUAUGCAACAAUUAACCAACGGUCAAUAA